GGCGGCAUUUGUCAAGAACGUCAACAAGAAGUAACCAUCAGUUACGUUGUAAAACUUAUUUUUGAUGUUUAGGAAGUUUUAGAAAUGAAUAUAUCGUUAUUAAUACAAUAACUGCGUUUUUGACCAAUUGGAUUUAAUUCGAUUAUCAUUUUUUUGUUUUUAAUUUUAUCAAGAGCUUUCGUUUGGAAUGGAUGCAGCGUGGAUUCAUUGUUUGUUUAUAGUGAAUCAUGAGAUCAGCUGACUAACGUUAGCUAGCUAGCUACCAAUUUCUGGUUUAGCAAAGCAGCCAACGUUACAAUGUGUUUGGAAAUUGUCGUCCAGUAUUCAUGCUUCCCAAAUGACAUUUGAAACGAACUCUUAUUCCAAGCUAUAGCUGGCAGCGGUAAUAGCUAGUUGUUAGCUAGCUAGCUUGCUUGCUAGUUAGCAUUAGCUUUGUUUUCAGAAAUCUCACCUAUUGACCCAGUGAGUGUAGGACACUGGACAAGUUGCUGUGGCUAACUAGCUUACCAUUACAAAUAUGCCUUGUACUUGUGGCAACUGGAGGAGAUGGAUUCGGCCUCUGGUCGUUCUUCUAUACUUUCUGGUUGUGCUUGUCGUCUUACUACCCCUGUGCAUCUGGGAACUACAGAAAUCAGAGGUUGGUACCCAUAACAAAGCAUGGUUCAUAGCUGGGAUAUUCGUGUUCAUGACCAUACCCAUAUCACUAUGGGGGAUCCUGCAGCAUCUUGUAAACUAUACUCAACCAGAGCUACAGAAGCCAAUUAUCAGAAUAUUAUGGAUGGUCCCCAUUUACAGUUUGGACAGUUGGAUUGCCUUGAAGUACCCCAGCAUUGCCAUCUACGUGGACACAUGCAGGGAGUGCUACGAGGCAUACGUCAUCUACAACUUCAUGAUCUUCUUGCUCAACUACCUGGGAAACCAGUACCCCAGCCUGGUACUGAUGCUGGAGGUGCAGGAGCAGCAGAAACACCUUCCUCCCCUCUGCUGCUGCCCGGCAUGGCCCAUGGGAGAAAUCCGACCCCCGUGGAAGUUCACCGUGGGAUUGCUAUUGAGAUGCAAGCUGGGAGUGUUGCAGUACACGGUUGUCAGACCAGUCACAACAGUUAUUGCCUUGAUAUGUCAGCUCUGUGGUGUGUAUGAUGAAGGUAACUUCAGCUCAACCAAUGCAUGGACGUACCUGGUGAUAUUCAACAAUAUGUCCCAGCUGUUUGCCAUGUACUGUUUGGUCCUGUUCUACAAGGCCCUAAGAGAGGAACUGGCCCCCAUCAGACCAGUGGGGAAGUUCCUGUGUGUCAAAAUGGUGGUGUUUGUCUCCUUCUGGCAAGCUGCUUUCAUUGCUCUCCUGGUCAAGGUUGGAGUAAUCUCAGAGAGACACACGUGGGACUGGGACAGUGUGGAGGCUGUAGCUACAGGCCUACAGGACUUCAUCAUCUGUGUGGAGAUGUUCCUGGCGGCCAUCGCCCACCACUUCAGCUUCACCUACAAGCCCUACAUCCAGGAGGCUGAGGAGGGAUCCUGCUUCGACUCCUUCCUGGCCAUGUGGGACAUCUCUGACGUCAGGGCUGACAUCUCUGAGCAAGUCCGCAAUGUGGGGAGAACCGUUAUGGGCCGACCUAGGAAGACCUACUUCGGUGAGGCGGAGGACGACAGCGAGCGCUCAGGCUUGCUUUCCCCAGGCUCCAUGGACGCCAUCGGUCCCACGGAGGCCUUGUCCAACCCGGUGUCCCCCAAGGGUCGGUAUCAGGGCCUGGGCAAAACCAAAACGCCCCACUCCCUGUCAGCCCCCGCCGGGCUCAGCAAUGCUCAGUGGGAUGGAGAGGAGAGGGAAGACAAUGGUAGACAAGCUCCAGAGCCCAGAAACACCACCAACGAGCCAACAGGCUCGGUUACAGACGACCUUGUCGUUAUCACCUAGCUUAGCGGCAUCGCUAAAAUCCUCCAAUGGGAACUCUGAAUGCACGUUAUACCAAACACAGUUAGGCAGGAACCAAGUAUGGCCUCGGCUACGUUUCCCCUACAGACGAUAUUUGGCUAACCCGCACACAAGUGAUGGAAAAAGCACGUGUUAAUUAAGCAAUAUUGUAGUGAGUCAUUUGUCCACCACGGCAGAUGGACCUCUGUCAAUGACAGCUCAAAGAAUGUUCAUAAGCUUUCGUUAAGGGUCUCAUGACACUUAAGAUAUUUUUUCUUGUAUCUGUAUUGUACUACUGAGUCAUAAUGGUAAAGUACGGUACCUCAAUACCUUAUUUUAGUAUGACCCCUCUUCAUUGUAAUGUGUCUGGACUUCAAGUUCAAAAGCCGGUGAGAGAUUUGACCAGUAUACUUGUUCUAUAAUAGCGCCUGGGUGAUAUCACUACAAACUCGUUAAUCAUUUACCAAGGGUUUUAGUUGUUACGAAAACGUUCAAAGUAUAUAUAUGUAGCUUUUAAACUGAAACCUAUACAAAAUACUGGUUUGCACCAAUGAUUGGUUUAUAGACAGUACCACUCAUUCUAGGGUUUUUCUUAAUUUUUAAAAAACUAUUUUCUACAUUGUAGAUUAAUAGUGAAGACAUGUAGUAACCCCAAAAUGUUUUUAUUUGGGAUUCUUCAAAGUAGCCACCCUUUGCCUUGAUAGCUUUGCACAUUUUUGGCAUAAAGAAAAACCCUUGAAAGAGGUGUCCAUAGUUUUGACUGGUACUGAACAUCAUUGGGUUGCGCAUGCUUGAAUAUGGUCUUCGAACCUAUGUCUCACUUUGGCAUUAACGCUAACAGCCUCGAUCGUCUUCUCAGAUGCCUUGUUCUAUGUAUCCACACUAUAUCCACUAUCAAGUAAUUCACAUUUCACGUCUACCUCAUUUGUAAAUAUAAACUGAUGUUACAUAGUCAUGGUUAUAGAUUUCUUACCAUUUUAAUUUGUUAAGCUUUUCAGGGAUAUUAGUUGUGAUUUACCGUACUGAAAGGGAUUGAUAGUCUUUUACUAGAUUCAUUGUCAUCCCUUAGUAGAAUGUCUUCCUAUCGGAAUGUGUGUCAAGUGUGUGCAGCUAUUGCCUUACCUAAUGUUUGUCACAUAGCAUUAACCUUCAGAGGGAAGUACUACAAACGUAUCAGCACCUUUGUCUUUGAGAGUUCAACUCAAGGUUCCAAACAUUCACCCUCCAAUAAAUGAAAUUAAAUGUG
This is a messenger RNA of Oncorhynchus nerka (sockeye salmon), 3158 nucleotides long. RefSeq names its product transmembrane protein 184C-like. Bases 518 to 1915 code for a protein of 465 amino acids. The record is from RefSeq and is a predicted model, not a curated record. Gene Ontology annotation, molecular function: transporter activity. The transcript is spliced from 11 exons. Gene Ontology annotation, cellular component: membrane. Lineage: Eukaryota; Metazoa; Chordata; Actinopteri; Salmoniformes; Salmonidae. Gene Ontology annotation, biological process: transport.